Molecule: messenger RNA, 638 nt
Organism: Prorocentrum cordatum
Lineage: Eukaryota; Dinophyceae; Prorocentrales; Prorocentraceae
Source: the annotation of a GenBank genome assembly
AUGAGUCGGGUAACCCAGUCGGCUCUUUCUGCAACCCUUGCGACGGGAAGGUGCGGUCGGCUUUGGGCAAGGUCGUCAGUUCGUCAGAUGAUGCAGCUCACAUGAUUCGGGAGAGCGCCUCGCUCAAGGAGGGGAUCAAGAAGGUACACGAGGUGCAGAACUUGGACCCCGUUGAUCGUGGCUUCCCCGUGGCAGGGGUCAACGAGGAGAAGUAUAGGAACAUUGUUAUAUUUCGGGAGGUGUUGGGGUUGAACGCGAAAGAGGUCAAGGAUCUUACAGGCUGCACCCCCACCUUCUUGAAGUUAGACGCGUGCAUCAUGUGGAAUGACACUGGCAAGCCUGAGCCGCUCUUCCUGCUGCGUGAUGACUGGGGGGGUGACCUGACAAGAGACUACCGCAGGGUGCGGCUUGAGGUCGGGAAGGCCAUCAAGAUCCUGAAGCACAACUUGCUGCCCGAGGGCCACACCGUCGAGAUGAUGGCGGAGAUGCUGUGCGAGAAGAAUGUCACGAACGUCGACGAGGAGAUCUUCCAGGACCGCAGCGCCUCCAGCUUCCAGGCCAUCAGCGUCGUGAUGGACAGGGCAGGGAAGAAGGGGGCGAAGGCGAAGUUCACCAUUGGCUUCGAGGUCGCCAGCUAG